AUGGUAAGAAAAACACAGAAAAACAUCUAAGACGUGUGGGUCGCCUCAAGACAGCAAGACAGAUUCUACAUUACUAACAAAGUGUUCUCAUUUAUGCUUUCAGCCUCAUUAGCUGGAGUAACACUCUCUUACAAGCCACUCUGCCAUGAGUACCAAGAGUACUAUGAUGAAAAGGGAGAGGAAGAUUACACAUACACCAUCAUCUAUUGGUUCUUGUUUAUUUUCUACUCUUUCCAAGCCCUCGAUGAACUUAUUGAAAUGUUUUCAGUCCUCACUAAGAGAGAGAAGGGUGCUUUGGGACUUCUUUUCGAAAUGAACUAUAUUAUGGGACUUGUUCUUUCAGUGUUCUUGGUAGUUUUCGUUUUCACUGCUGCUGAGUUAGAGGAGAGAUUCAAGCCAUUAUAUAACUGGUUGUUCUAUCAAGUAGUUAUUUUCUUUGUUGCAAUCGGAGCUAUCCUCGCUAUUUCCACAUGCUUCGCUGUAAUCUAGAGAAGAACUCUCAGAUAACAGAAAGCCUCACAAAUCGCUUGA
Messenger RNA from Stylonychia lemnae, 531 nucleotides. The record is from the annotation of a GenBank genome assembly. NCBI's taxonomy places the organism in Eukaryota, Ciliophora, Spirotrichea, Sporadotrichida, Oxytrichidae.